Heterocephalus glaber (naked mole-rat) is the source of this 1779-nucleotide messenger RNA. RefSeq names its product cytochrome b5 type B (gene Cyb5b). The record is from RefSeq and is a predicted model, not a curated record. Lineage: Eukaryota; Metazoa; Chordata; Mammalia; Rodentia; Bathyergidae. Gene Ontology annotation, molecular function: heme binding. Gene Ontology annotation, cellular component: intracellular membrane-bounded organelle; mitochondrial outer membrane.
GGUUACGGAAACCGAGGAAGCCGAGGGCGGAUUCUGCCUUUAGGAAGUUUAGCUGAAGAAACCCAGGUAGCGGAGGUGAAGAGGUUAUCCUGGGUCCAAUGGCGACCGUGGAGGGUACCGGCAGCGGCGAGAAAGGACAGGGAGGCGAGACCUCAGUCACCUACUAUCGGUUGGAGGAGGUGGCGAAGCACAACUCUGUGAAGGAACUAUGGCUGGUGAUCCACGGACGAGUCUACGAUGUCACCCGCUUCCUUGACGAGCAUCCUGGUGGAGAAGAGGUUCUGCUGGAACAAGCUGGUGUAGAUGCAAGUGAAAGCUUUGAAGAUGUAGGCCAUUCCUCUGAUGCCAGAGAAAUGCUAAAGCAAUACUACAUUGGUGAUAUCCAUCCGAAUGAUCUUAAAUCUCAAAGUGGUAGCAAGUUGCUGGUCAUAUUGGAUUUUCCCCAUUGUGGGCGCUGUUCUCUUAGGUUUCCUGUAUCGUUACUACACAGCGGAAAGCAAAUCCUCCUAAGAAGACCUUGUUGAAGUCUGGGAAACACAUCCAUGUGGGAGUGAAAGUUGAAAAGACUUGCUUUGGGGCUGCAACAGUGUCCCUGGAAUCCUGCCAAUUGUAUUCUCCCCAACUUGGAACCAGGACGGUUGACCAGAUGUCCACCUCCAAUCUGGGACAGGUGUCCUUCCUCUCUCAGAGCCUUACUCCCAGAGCACCUUCUCAUUGUUGUGUCCUGGCCACUAUUUCUUCUCAUCACUGGUUUCCACAAGUACCCUUACACUUCACAAGUUUAUGUUGCUGAUUGCAGUUCACACAUUGUAGUAACAUUGCUCUGUGGGAAAAAAUGCCUGCUUUCCGAUACUUUGAAUGCACAUUAGAGUUUCUUAUCAGGGUAGCACUCUGGUUUUUGAAAUUUUUCUUUUUUUCAUUUUUAAAAAUCUUUUUUAAAUUCUGAUUUGAUUCUGUUAUUUACCAUAAGGGGUUUCAGAUGUGAAGUAAAAAUGCACACCUAUUAUUUACAACAUGACUGCCAAAUGACCUUGUUCCCUAUUUAUGUUUGUUAAAACUAGAGAGAACUAUGUGGUCAUCUCCCUUCCAGGCUAGUGUAGCUGGUAGCACUUCCCACCCCCUCAGUCCAGCCCCUUUUUUUCCCAAGAAGUGCUGGACAAAACUGUGCUUUCUUGGGGGUGGGACCAGCCAACAAAAGAAAGGAAUGGAUUGGGUGGGGUAAUUAAACCCUGACAAAUUAAGAGUAAUCUUUCUUGGGGCCGGGGAUUUAGCUUACUGGUUCCGCCACCUGCCUGGCAAGUGUAAGGUCCUGAGUUCUAUCCCCGGUACCAAAAAAAAAAAUCUUUCUUUUGAAAAAUAUUUUUAAAACACUUCUUUAGGGCAGGAGUUUAGAAAAGGCACCAAAACCUUUUCUUUUGUUUGGUACCGCCUUCUAACUCACACUCUCCCUCCCUCUCCCUCUCUCUCUCUCUCUCUCUCUCUCUCUCUCUCUCUCUCUCUCUCUGUGUCCCCUCUCUUAUUGGUAAAAAAAGAAUGAAUAAUUAUGUCUAUAGAGUUUUACCAAGGAUUCUUACCACUUUUUGUAUGAUUAGCAAAAUUUUGAUUCCUCAUUUUACAAAAGCAAGAGACUCAGUGAAAUAAUUUCCAUAUAAAGUAUCAUUUGAAAAUGAAAGAUCAUAACAAGAGACUGCUUUCCAUUCCAUCUGUAUUUUUACCUCCAUGGCUCCAACUUGUGGUUCUAUUUGACUCAAAAUAAACAAUAAUAAUUUUAAAAACUGG